AUGGCUGAGGCUGUUGUUACAAUUGUUGCAGAAGGGAUCAAGCCCCUCGUAGACUACAUCAUUCAGCAGGCGAAUUUUUUGGGUGGAGUCAGUGAUCAAGUUGAGGUCGCGCAAACUGAGCUACAAUUAAUGUUGGGCUACCUGAAAGACGCAGAUGCCAGACAAGGAGAGGAUGAAGUAGUACGCAUUUGGGUUGCAACCAUUAGAGAUGCUGCUUAUGAUUUGGAGGAUGUGAUUGAAACCUUUGUCUUGAAAGUGGUUUCCAGGAGGAAAGGAAAUUUGAAGAUUGUUUUGAAAAGGUUUGCUUGCAUCUUUAGAGAAGGAUAUCAUCUUUACAAGACAGGGGGGGAAAUUGAGAAGAUUACAACCAAACUUUCCACAUUGAGAUCGAGUUUGCAAAGUUAUAAUAUAAGAGAAACAAGGGGGAGUGGUGGAGGUGGCGGCUCUUCUUUUGAGAGGCAACAAGAGAUGAGGCUAACUUAUCCCCAUGUUAUUGAACGUGAAGUUGUUGGGUUAGAAGACGGUGUAAAUAUAUUGGCUACGCAUUUAGUAGAAGAAGAAAAAUGCAGUCGAGUUGUUUCUCUAUGGGGCAUGGGCGGUUCCGGGAAAACCACAAUUGCAAAACAGGUUUUUCAUCAUAGUAAAGUUCGACGAAGUUUUGAUUGUUUUGCUUGGGUGUGCAUAUCUCAACAAUGUCAAGGAAUUGAUGUUCUGAAAGAAAUCUUAAUUAAACUUACUUCUGCUACCAAUGAGCAAAGUGAAGAAAUUGAAAAAAUGAAGAAGGAUAGAGUAGCAGAGAAGCUUUGUAUCAUCCAAAGAGAAAGGAAAUGCUUGGUUGUGCUUGAUGACAUUUGGACCUGUGAUGCUUGGAACACUUUAAAAGCUGGAUUUCCAAUUAACCAGGAAACAAAGAGCCGAAUAUUACUCACCACACGCAACAAGGAAGUAGCCUCACAUGUAGACAAAAAUGGUUUCCUCUACCAACCUCAUGCAUUAAAUGAUGAUGAAAGCUGGGAAUUAUUUGGGAAGAUAGCACUUUUUGGAAGGGAUUAUACAAACUCUGAAUCAUAUGCAAAGAAGGAAGAACUAGGAAAGAAGAUGCUUCAACGUUGUGCAGGGUUGCCAUUAGCAAUCAGUGUGCUUGCAGGACUUUUGGCUAGAAAAGACACUGUUGAGGAAUGGAAUACAGUGCUUGAGAAUGUUGAUGUAUAUAUAAGGAGAGGCCUAUUUCCUGAAGAUUAUGAGAUACCAGUGAAAAGAUUGACUAAAUUGUGGGUGGCAGAAGGCCUAUCAUCAGCAUCCACAGAAAUUAUGGAAGAAGUAUCAUAUAGCUGCUUAAUUGAGUUGGUGAAUAGGUGCAUGGUUCAAGUUGGAAAAUACGGUUCAACUAAGAAUGUUAAAACUUGUCGUCUCCAUGAUCUUAUGCGAGACUUGUGUGUAUUAAAGGCCAAAGAACAGAGCUUUCUUCAUACUGUCAAUGUUUCUGCAAUCACAGGAACCAAGGCAGCCCCAACCACUAAGGUUCGAAAGCUUGCCAUCUAUUUGGACAAAGAAGUUGACAAAUUAGUUCCCACAACAGAUGAAAGAGAUGGUCACCUGAGAUCUCUUUUAUACUUUGUCCCAACACAAUUUUUCUGGAAUAAAAGAGUAAUGCGGUCAAUAUUUGAGGACUUUAAAUUGCUUAGAGUACUGAAGUUUGAAGAUAUGCUAGGAGGAGUAGAGUUACCAAGUACGAUUGGGAAUCUAGUCCACUUAAGGUUUUUGAGUCUAAAGAAUAGUAGAAUAAAGAAAUUGCGGUCAUCAAUAGCAAAUUUGGUAUGUUUGCAAACUCUGGAUUUACGUUGUCGUAUCUUGGUGAGGAGAAUCCCAAAUGUGAUUAGGGACAUGGAACAAUUGAAACAUUUAUAUUUACCUGCUUCUUAUAACAGAGUAAGUGGUAAACUGGGAUUGGCUACUCAUCCCCAUUUGCAAACAUUAGUCAAUGUUUCAAGUAAGGAUUGUGAUUUGAUUGAUCUUGCUGAAUUACGCAACCUCAGAAAACUGGUCGUAGAAGUACAGAGCUUGAAAAAUCUUGAGGAGAUGUUGAAGUCAACAAGCAUUACAUUUAACCAUCUCAGGUCUUUAUCUGUGCAAUCUGAUAAUGAAGAAGUUUUAGUGAGGAUGCCAUUAAGCUGUCAUAAUAUAUUCAAGCUGCAAUUAAAGGGGCCAAUAAAAGAGUUGCCAGAGGAGCUCAAGAACUAUCCAAACCUCACCAAGAUAUCGCUUUCUGAAACUCUUCUCAAGGAUGACGAGAUAGAAAUACUAGAAAACCUUCCAAAGUUAAGAAUGCUUUUCCUCGAAGGUUAUACUUCUGUGCAUAUCAGGGCCUUUCCAGGAACACUUGUUUGCUCAGCAGGAGGCUUUCCUCAUCUCAAAUUUCUUUCCCUCCGUCAGUUGUGUAAACUAAAGGAGUGGAGGAUGGAGAAGGGAGCCAUGCCUAGUCUCAGCAGGUUGCACAUUGAACAUUGCAUAGAUUUGACGUCGGUUCCAGAUGGCCUUCAGUAUAUUACUACCCUCAAGGAAUUGCAUGUUAAACGGAUGCCUUCUACGUUCUGUGAUAAGCUUCAGGAAGGAGGACAGGAUUUCUACAAAAUCCAACAUGUGCCUUCUGUUAUGUUGUUUCAGAUCUGGUAG
Messenger RNA from Prunus armeniaca (apricot), 2673 nucleotides. NCBI's taxonomy places the organism in Eukaryota, Viridiplantae, Streptophyta, Magnoliopsida, Rosales, Rosaceae. The record is from the annotation of a GenBank genome assembly.